UAAGUUGUUGAGUAACACUAAACACCACCUUGUCUUCCUUCACGAAACUGUUAAAACCGUUCUUCUCUAUUUCUUUCUUUCAUCAAAUCAAAUCAAAACAAAACGAAAUCAAUCACCAAACAACGAACCAAGAACCUUCGUUUUCCGAUCUCAUUCCAGAUCAAACCACUACACUCGCAGCAGUGUGUUGGUGUGAUUGUUGUAUCUUCUGGUAGUGGGGUUUUUUGGAAAUUGGAUAAGAGAUGAGUCAGAGGGGUUUGAUAUAUAGCUUUGUUGCGAAAGGAACGGUUGUUUUAGCUGAGCACACGCAGUAUACGGGGAAUUUCAGUACCAUUGCUGUUCAAUGUUUGCAGAAGCUGCCUUCGAAUAGCAGCAAAUAUACGUACUCGUGCGAUGGUCACACGUUUAACUUCCUCUUAGAUAAUGGAUUCGUGUUCCUCGUGGUUGCAGAUGAAUCGGUUGGAAGGAGUGUUCCUUUUGUGUUUCUUGAACGGGUGAAGGAUGACUUUAUGCAGCGAUAUGGUGCUAGCAUUAAGAAUGCUAGUGACCAUCCACUUGCUGACGAUGACGAUGAUGAUGAUUUAUUCGAAGACAGAUUUAGCAUUGCAUAUAAUCUUGAUAGAGAAUUUGGACCAGCUCUUAAGGAACAUAUGCAGUAUUGCCUGAACCAUCCAGAAGAAAUGAGCAAACUAUCAAAAUUGAAGGCUCAAAUAACUGAGGUCAAGGGGAUAAUGAUGGAUAAUAUUGAGAAGGUUUUGGAUCGUGGAGAGAAAAUUGAACUUCUGGUAGACAAAACAGAAAGCUUGCAGUUCCAGGCUGACAGCUUCCAGAGGCAGGGAAGGCAGCUGAGAAGGAAGAUGUGGUUGCAGAAUCUCCAGAUGAAGCUGAUGGUGGGAGGAGGAAUCCUUAUCUUAGUUAUAAUAUUGUGGGUUAUUGCUUGUGGGGGUUUCAAAUGUUGAUGAAACUAUAAGAAAUUGAUGUGUGUGUAUUUGGGCACACAAAGGAUAAUGUACAAAAUGAUAUGCUACUCGUACAUGGAAUUUAUCUUUACUGUCAGACUGUAAUUGAGCUUGUGGUAAAGAACUAGUUACUUUGAACAAGCUCAUACUUUAGCUGACAUAACUAAGCUGGUUGUGUAUAUCAUGAUAAAUGCUUUUACCACUGUAGACUUUUGACAAGCUUGCCCUUGUCUUAUUCAAGUGCACGUAAUUGUUUCAA
This is a messenger RNA of Lotus japonicus, 1218 nucleotides long. RefSeq names its product vesicle-associated membrane protein 727. The transcript is spliced from 6 exons. Gene Ontology annotation, cellular component: membrane. The record is from RefSeq and is a predicted model, not a curated record. The coding region runs from base 243 to 959 and encodes 238 amino acids. Lineage: Eukaryota; Viridiplantae; Streptophyta; Magnoliopsida; Fabales; Fabaceae. Gene Ontology annotation, biological process: vesicle-mediated transport.